AUGACCCCCGGCCCGCAGGGUGCUGCAGGUGGUCCUGGUUUGGUACCGCGGCCGCCGUUUCCUGAGCAUGUGCGCGGUGGUCCGCCGUCCCGGACACCGACGCCUGUCCAGUCACCACGACCUGCCUUCCCGCAUACGCCCAUCCAAGGCGUUGGUGCUGGCGUGCUUGGGCCGCUGUUCCUUCCACGCGGCAGUGGCACGCGCUGGAAGCCGAGCGAUCCCACACCGUCGACCCCUGGCCCCGACGUUGGCGACAUGGCAAGCCCAGCAUACGAGCCCCUCAGUCCCGUGCAGCCCAGUGCAACAUCCCGCUCCUCGCGCUCAGGCGCGCGUGCUGACUCGGCCGAUUUGGAUAUGGUCGACGACGACGCCUCGGACGACGACGCCUCGCCCGUAUCGCCCUCAGCCGCUGGCUCGUCGGCAGCGGCUCUGCGCCAACCUAGGAACUUGCGGAAGCCGCAGUUCCCGGCAUCGCGGUCGGGGCAGACCCCUGACCGCAGUAUGCGUGGACCUGGUCGGCCAUCGAGACAUUCUCGCUCGCAAGGUGAGCGAGGCACCGUGGACGACGAGAGCCGUCCGAUAAAGGCGGAGGCCUCGACACCGAGAGCGUCCUUUGACGAUGUUCACGAGCUGGACGACGAUGACGGCCACUCGCGUGCUGCUCUUAAGAGAAAGCGGGGCCGGGGCGGCGACGAUGAAUCCGUGGACAUGUUCCUCCUCAACACCGCCAGCAACAAGCCUGACCCGUCCGUGGUUGCGCGCCGGCGCCUCGUGGGCGCGCCGACGCCACCCACACACGUUCUGUGGAUGCGCGGCUUCCCCAAGAUCAGUGCGUCGGCACUCGACCAGAUCAGCAGCCACCGCCAUGCCAACAUGUUUGCGCACAAGAUCCGCGACCGCGAUGCUCCUGGGUAUGGCAGCAUCGUGCGCCACCCCGUCGACCUCAAGUCGAUCCGCAUGGCCAUCUCGCAAGGCAACAAGGCCGCCAACACGGCGAUCGCCGCGCUGCCCGAGUCGGAACGCGAGAGCAUCAACAGCAGCAACAGCAGCAGCGUUUGGCUGCCGAUUCAUGCCGACCUCGUGCCGCCGCGCGGCAUCAUCAACAGCAGCCAGCUUGAGAGCGAGCUUGUCCACAUGUUUGCCAAUGCGGUCAUGUACAACCCGGACUCGCACCGUGGACCCGGCCCGGCCUUUUUGGUCGGCGACACCGCAGACGACGACGACGACGACCUAGUAAACAACACGGGCGGCACCGGCGGCGACAACGCGCGCUACAAGGUGGACGAGGACGGUGUGGUCAACGACACGCGCGACAUGUACGUCGAGGUGGAGAAGCUUCUUAGCGAGAUGCGCUCGGCCGAGCGCCAGCGCGGCAUGCCUGCCCCUCCGCCGGGCGCCAAAGGCUUGGAUCUGCCCCUCGACGACAUCGACGUGGUCGGCGUUGUUGGCAGCGGCGGCGCCGAGGGUGCCGACGAGGACGAGGACCGUCCGAACAAGAACGACAGCGACAAGAACGACAAGAACGACAAGAACGACGAAGGCCCCGGUGCGGCCGAUGCUGACGAGGGAUCCGGCACCGCCAAGCGGCGGCGGAUCACGCGAGGUCUUUAA
Molecule: messenger RNA, 1611 nt
Organism: Sporothrix brasiliensis 5110
Lineage: Eukaryota; Fungi; Ascomycota; Sordariomycetes; Ophiostomatales; Ophiostomataceae
Exons: 1
Coding region: 1-1611 (536 amino acids)
Cellular component (GO): NuA4 histone acetyltransferase complex
Molecular function (GO): protein binding
Source: RefSeq, a predicted model, not a curated record